This is a messenger RNA of Plasmopara halstedii, 1470 nucleotides long. RefSeq names its product cell division control protein 45. Lineage: Eukaryota; Oomycota; Peronosporomycetes; Peronosporales; Peronosporaceae. The coding region runs from base 1 to 1470 and encodes 489 amino acids. Gene Ontology annotation, molecular function: single-stranded DNA binding; chromatin binding; DNA replication origin binding. The record is from RefSeq and is a predicted model, not a curated record. The transcript is spliced from 2 exons. Gene Ontology annotation, biological process: DNA replication initiation; double-strand break repair via break-induced replication; mitotic DNA replication preinitiation complex assembly. Gene Ontology annotation, cellular component: DNA replication preinitiation complex.
AUGAUAAAACGACGACGUCGAGAAGAGAUUUUACGCUAUUAUCGUGGAUCAUUUCACGGUGCACCUGCUGCAACGAUAGCAUUUGAAUUAGCACAACAAGUGAAUCGUGCACAACGCGAUUUGCUUUGGUUUGCAAUUCUUGGACUUACAAAACAAUUUCUACUUGAAGAAAUUGCUACCGAUAAUUAUAAUUUAAUGAUUUCACGCUUUCAAGAUGAAGUUUUAGCAAUUGAUGCUCCCAUUUCAAAUGAACUUGAUACUGAAAAUGAUCGACAUCCAGGAUAUCACGAUGGAAAAAUAACAUUUGAAGAUGAAUAUCGUUUUAUGUGUUAUCGUCAUUGGUCUUUAUAUGAUGCAAUGUAUUAUUCUGAUUAUGUUGCAUCAAAACUUGGACUUUAUCACAAUCAAGCACGUCGUGUAGGUGCACGAAAUGCAUUUGAUUCAAGUGGAAAGGCUGGAGAUACAGCAUUACAUGUCUUUCUUGCACGUAUGGGCUUUUCAUUACGACAAAGUCAACAAAAAUUUACUUACAUGCCAUUAGAAAUGAAACAAAUGUUGCGGGACAAGACCCAAGAAAUGGCCCCUGAGUUUGGGCUUGAUGACCUAUUUUAUGGGUCUUUUCGACGCAUAUUUGCAUUUCAGUACCAAUUGUGUGCCGCUGAUGCAGUGUAUGGAUUACAAGCAUUAUUAGAGGCACCUGAGAGUUAUGUGGCGACAGUGUUUGAGAAAGAAACACGGUCUCAACAAAAUGUUUGGACAGGGGGGUCUGGUACUCUUGAUUCUAUCAUAAAAUUCAAUAUGGACGAUAGCAGUACGGGUACAGACGAAAAUGUACCCAACGCCGAUUUUCGGCAACAAAAUUUUAUAUUGGCACACACAGCACUUGCAUGCCACUCUGUGGCAUCGAGCAAAUUAAUGGAAAGUGGCAUUAAAGUUGCCAUGUCACUUAAACAAGCGAUUGUACGGGUUGGACUUUCAAUUAUGGAACGAAAAUUAAUUGUGCGAGUAAAACAUUUUCGCUAUGUUUGUCUUAAUGUUCCUGAGCGAGAACAAGAACUUUUUGCACAUGCAAAUGUUUUGACCCAAUUAGCUUUGUUUUUACUCAAUGUGCAUCGUGCAAGUGGAAAAUGGGGUGGGACAAAUGGAUUAGGACGGAAAAAAGUGGAAAAUGGAGACGGAGAAGAUGGAGAUGAUGACGAUGAAACGGUUGAUAGAACGGCGAAAACUAUUGUUCCACUUGUGCUGAUUACACGUAAUCCAGUCCAAAAUUGUUUCUUGAUUGUUGGCUUGACAUGUCCAUCCACACCUGGCGAAAUUCAUCGAAAUACUUUGGGUACGGCAUUUAAAUUGGCAGCAGGUGAAACUGGGGCAAAUUUUCGACAAAAUGGGUUUACAAGUGCAGUGAUCGAGAUUCAAAUGAACGAAAUUCAGUACUUUGUCGAACAAUUGCAUAAUGUAUUAGAUGCAUAA